AUGAAUGAUUCAGUGGAAGACAUAAAGAACAGCGGUUGGAGGGUCUUCUUCAGGCGCUUGGGCCAUGAUAGAAAGCAGUCAUCCGCGUCCAAAACGGAUGGCUUAAAGAUCACGGAGGUGGCUCUGGACGAUCUCAAGGCAGAUCUUCCGCAUUUAAGCAGCGACACAAAAGAGCGCGUGUUUCCUGUGCGAUCCCUGAUCUCUGUCAAUUCAGCCUCUUCAUCCGCUUUACCAACGCCCUCCCUCGACCAGCUCGAGAAGAAUGUGUCGCCUUUCUCUGAUGUUUUCAAGAGGAGCACAUUGGUGAACGAUGGCUCCCGGAAGCCUGACGAUGAAUAUGGGAGAACAGACAGCCGAGCAACAAGGCCAGCCCAUUUGGAGCAAAUGCACGAGCAAAAGCAAAGGCUUGCUGGUAUAUCUCCAUCGUCUAAAGUGCCCACCAUCCAUCAUCCUGCUUCACCGGGGUGUCGACUUCAGCCAUCCUCGAAUUCGAUACAAGGAUCUGCUGGAAGUACAUCUCAAAAGGGUGGCCCAUACGAGCGUCUGUGCAAAUCGAUCAAGGAUGGGGCUCACAUAUUGAGACCCACGAGCCUGUCCAAAGGUCUCCAGUUUUCAACUCAGGAUGAAGAUGCUAUCGUCAUUCAAUCAUUUGGUGCAUUGAUUGUUGUCUCGCAAACUAAUGGUGAUUUUGUUGUUGAGGCAGCCAGCAGCAAUACUGGAGAAGUUCUGAGUGCCCAGCCUGAUGAUUUGUUCAAAAUGAAAUCGUUCAGCGACAUUUUGACUCCAUCCUACGGAGAAACAUUUCGCCAAUACGCCGAAUAUGUUCUGAGCGAUGAGUAUACGAUCGAGCAGGAUGGUCCACAGGUAUUCUAUCUAUUGACUUUGAACGCAUCUCAUAAGAGGCUGUGGUGUACAAUGCACACCAGUAAAGCGUACAAGAACUACAUCAUCUGCGAAUUGGAACUGGACCAACAAUUGCACAAAAAGGAUUUCAAAAGCUUGUCUCGUCAAAGGCCGACUUCACUGAACCAGAACUGUCGUGACGCGGCUUCGCAUCAAACUUUGUCGUACAAAGUCUCUGAUGAUUCCUCUCAAAAAGCGGAUAGCGCGAGGUGGGAGCUACUCAAUGAGAUGCCUCAUGUUGCGAAGCGUAUCACAAGCGCGCAAUCAAUGAAUGACCUUGUCGAGAGGACAGUGGAAAUUCUCAAGGAUCUCUUGCAGUUUCACCGCAUCACUAUGUACUGCUUUGAUCCAGAGCGUGGUGGCGUGGUCUUGGUAGACGCGGUUGAGGAAGCGAAGAAUCUUGAGAGUUACCAAGGCAUGCAUUUUCCGGAAUCAAGUUUCUCUGAUCAUCUUAAGUGCCAAUAUUUGAGAGACAGAGUUGCAUUAUCCUAUCGGAAGGGGAAAGACAUCGCGGAACUUGUUUACCGAGUCUCCAUCAACAAGAUGGCGAUGGACCUAUCCCAUUGCUACUUGACUGCAAGUCCCGACGAGCCUGAUGAUGAUUUCGAGAAGGAUUCACCUUUCGCCUGUCUUUCCAUUGGACUCGAAGUAUUUGGCAGGUGCUGGGGUCUAAUUUCGUGCCAGUCUUUCGACGAACAUUUCCGGCUGCACCCCCUACUCCAGCGACUUAGCUGGUUGGUUGGCGAUAUGGUCUCCAGCAGUAUUGAACGUCUGUCUUAUACGUUCCCAUUCCAAAUCCGUGGAGACUCAGUAGCAGACAACACCUUGAAUGACACCUUGGAGCAACAUACCAUUAACUCAGGUGGAGAUCUAUUGGGCUUGUUUGGCGCCAAUCACGCUGCGGCGUUUCUCCUCGAAAAGACCAAGCUUUUGGGGAAACCAAGUGACUCUCAAGAGAUGAUGGCAAUUCUUGAAUACUUUCGAAGACAGAAGCUUGACUGCAUCGUGACUUCGGCCAAGUUCACAGACGAUUUUCCAGAACUCAAUUACCCCUCCGGUUUCCAUGACUUGACGAGCCUUCUCUACAUCCCUCUGUCCAGGGACGGCACCGAUUUCAUUGUGUUUCUGAAAGCUCGGCCCAAAGGUGAUGUUUCAGACAAAGCAGAGACUGAAUCGCUCGAGUGGUCGCCGGCGGAUUAUGGGAAGGCGUCAAUGUUGGCACUCUUAUAUCGAGCGUUCAAAGGAACAUGGCACGAGAAUGACACGGCCACGCAGAACAAUCAGUUGAUGAAACUUUUACUGGCUAAUACUGCGCAUGAAUUCCGCACGCCUCUGAAUGCUGUCAUAAAUUAUCUGGAAAUCGCCCUAAGCAGUCCCCUCGAUCAAGAGACGAGGGAAAGCUUGUCGCGCUCUCAUUCCGCAUCAAAGUCAUUGAUCUUUAUCAUAAAUGAUCUUCUCGAUCUUACAAAUGCAGAGAAUGGGAACGAACUCAUCAAAGACGAAGUGUUCAGCUUCUCCGAAACCAUCUUUGAAGCGACCAAUAUUUUCUGGGAAGAGGCGAAGCAGAAGAAUGUAACACUUCAGUUGAUAGAGCACUCGGAUCUCCCACCUGUUCUUGGCGAUCAACGGCGCGUGCGACAAGUUGUCACAAACUUGAUCAGCAACGCAGUACGACACACUUCCUCAGGGGCGGUUACAGUAGAAUCGUGCAUUGCACCUGUGCUCUGCGAGGUCGGACAAAUCCCACUCGAGGUUGCCGUACACGAUACUGGCGAGGGAAUGUCUCAAGAAACGGUGGAAAGUUUGUUCUGCGAGUUGGAGCAAGUCGUUGCGAAAGCACCUACUGCGGGAUCAAGUACUUACUCAAACGGUCUUUGCAGCUUAAGCAACACCGAUACAGACAGUGUUCUCGGCUUGGGUCUUGCUCUUGUUGCGCGUUUAGUCAGCAACAUGAACGGACAACUCAGUCUCAAGUCUGAGGAAGGGACUGGGAGUUGCUUUAGGCUGCGAUUGAGGUUCCCUUUGUCACCUGAAGCGGAAAGCUCGAGCUUCAAAUCAAAGCCUUGUAGCUGCGGGGGUAUAAUACCAUACCAGCAAAGCGGCAACGAAGUCCUAUCCCAGGGAAGUACUCCUCGGAACCAAGAAGACAGUACACUAUGCCGCUGUGGAGAUAAUGACACCUUCGGGUCUGAAGUCGGGAAAACUGAGGACAGUUCUCUUGAUAUCGAGAUUAGUCUUACGAAUGGUGAUUCACGGAGCAUUAGCUUGCCAGCACCACUUCUCAAAUCAGAAAAGAACUUGAAACCGGUGGAGGUUCUAUAUACCGCCUCGCCGCAAGAGAAAAAAGAAAAGUCGCGCGCUCCCAUAAAGCAGCCAAAAGCUCCAACAUCAGGCUCCGGGACUUCUUUCAUAGACCGGGACAUCGCCUCUAAGUUACGAGUCCUCGUUGCGGAAGACGAUCCAGUCAACAGCCACAUUAUGAAACGACGUCUCGAAAAACUUGGCUACGACGUCCAUUUGACAGCGAACGGCAAGGAGUGUGCUGCCAUAUACGGUCAGAAUCCUGGCUCAUAUGAUGCCAUCUUGAUGGAUCUUCAGAUGCCUGUGGUCGACGGCCUAUCGGCUGCUAAGUUGAUACGGGACCAAGAAGGUCAAGCUACUUUGGCUUGCGACAGAGUGCCCAUCUUUGCGAUAUCUGCUUCUCUCGUUGAAAAAGAUCGGCCAAUCUAUAUGGAAGCUGGGUUCAAUGGAUUGAUCAUGAAGCCGAUCGAUUUUGGAAAAGUCAAUACACUUUUGGAGGGUGUCCAGUCGAAAGAACAACGGGAGCAGUGUCAGUACCAACCAGGUUUCUGGGAAUGA
This is a messenger RNA of Penicillium diatomitis, 3762 nucleotides long. RefSeq lists its product as uncharacterized. Gene Ontology annotation, biological process: phosphorelay signal transduction system; phosphorylation; regulation of DNA-templated transcription. Bases 1 to 3762 code for a protein of 1253 amino acids. The transcript has 3 exons. Gene Ontology annotation, molecular function: phosphorelay sensor kinase activity. The record is from RefSeq and is a predicted model, not a curated record. Lineage: Eukaryota; Fungi; Ascomycota; Eurotiomycetes; Eurotiales; Aspergillaceae.